AUGGCCCAUGUGUCUUCAGAAAUUCAAAUUGUUUCUCUUAAAGAUGCAUCAAAUGAUUCAGAAACCUCCACUAGAUCUGCAUUGUGUGAUCACACAUACCCUGGGGACUUGGAAUUGAUUGAAGAAAUUGCCUUUCAGGCUUUGUGUGAAGAAACCUUAAUAAAAAGACGGCGUUACUCAUUUUGUGCCUCCAAACCAGAUGAAGAUUAUGAUUUUCAUUCUAUGACCUUUCCCAGAAAACUGUGGAAAAUAGUUGAGAGUGAUCAAUUUAAGUCUAUUUGGUGGGAUGAGAAUGGAACUUCUGUAGUGAUUAAUGAAGACCUCUUUAAGAAAGAAGUUUUGGAAAGAAAGGCCCCUUUCAGAAUAUUUAAAACUGAUAGUAUGAAAAGUUUACUUCGCCAGCUUAACCUUUAUGGAUUUAGUAAGAUGAGACAGAAUUUUCAAAGAUCUGCUUCUCUAGCUGACUUUCUGGCAGAAGAGAAAGAAGUCUCUGUUUUAAACAAGUUACAGCUCUUUCAUAAUCCUCAUUUUAAACGAGGCUGUCCCCAACUUCUAGUAAGAAUGAAAAGAAGAAUUGGAAUUAAAAAUGCUUCUCCAGGAUCUUCAUUAUUUCGAGAAGUCAACAAGGAGCACUUGGGAGCAGAGGGUCAUGUGGCUAACAUGCUUCCUUCUAAGUAA
Messenger RNA from Myotis daubentonii (Daubenton's bat), 678 nucleotides. RefSeq names its product heat shock transcription factor, Y-linked-like. Gene Ontology annotation, biological process: regulation of DNA-templated transcription. Gene Ontology annotation, molecular function: sequence-specific DNA binding; DNA-binding transcription factor activity. Lineage: Eukaryota; Metazoa; Chordata; Mammalia; Chiroptera; Vespertilionidae. The record is from RefSeq and is a predicted model, not a curated record.